UGAAAUAGGGACGACUGGCGAGUAUGGUUGUUGGAUGGAGGGACCAAUUAUAAAAUAUACUCUCUCCGUUCUAUUUUAUUUGUCUCAAAUUAGUUAAGUUGAUGUCCAUUUUAUUUGUCUAAUUUUACUUAUUUAUAAAUUUUUCUUUCCAUGUUGCCUUUUUUUAAAAUUAAAAUAUAAAUAUAUUUAACAUGAAUACUUUGAUAAACUAAUUAUGUUAUUUAUUAUUUUUUUAAUUAUUGUGCAUAUAAUUUUGGACUAGUAAAAUAGGACGAGGGAGUAGUUACUAAUUUUUGUCUUUUAACUAACGUUACACUUUAGCUAAAUAAAAUACUCCCACUUAUUCUCGGAAGCAGUAUUAUUUAUUCAAUUGGUGUUUGUUGAAAUUUCAGAUUUGAACUUUGAAUUUUUUCUUAAUUUUAUUUUGAGCUGUAAAAAUGGCGGAACCGAAAGUUACGAUGGAUGUCGGAAACGACGGCGUUGCGAUUAUCAAAUUCUCUAAUCCUCCUGUGAAUGCUCUUGCUAUUCAAAUUUUCGCCGGAUUAAAGGAGAAAUGGAAUGAGGCAGCCAGGAGAAAUGAUGUCAAAGCUAUUGUUUUGACUGGAAGUGGUGGGAGGUUUUCUGGUGGUUUUGACAUCAAUGUUUUCGAGAAGGUUCAUAAAACAAAUGAUGUUACUCUAUUGCCUGAUGUUUCUGUUGAUCUCGUGACGAACACUAUGGAAGAUGGAAAGAAGCCUGCAGUGGCUGCCGUGGAAGGACUUUGUCUUGGAGGUGGCUUCGAAUUGGCAUUGGCAUGCCAUGCACGCAUUGCUGCGCCAAGAACACAACUUGGGUUGCCAGAGCUUAGCCUUGGAGUUCUUCCUGGCUCUGGAGGUACACAACGUCUUCCAAGGCUUGUAGGAUUAUCAAAGUCCGUCGAAAUGAUGAUGACAUCCAAACCAAUAAUGUCAGAAGAAGGGGAAAAGCUUGGCGUUAUUGAUGCUGUUGUCCCUUCCACAGAGUUGGUAAAAGUAGCUAGACAGUGGGCACUUGAUAUUGCAGAAAGGCGCAAACCUUGGGUGCGUUCCCUCCACAGGACUGAAAAAAUUGGUUCCAUUUCAGAAGCACAUGAAGUUCUGAAGUUGGCUAGGCAACAAGUGAAGCAAACAGCUCGGAAUAUGCCUCAGCACCUGGCAUGCCUUGAUGUAAUUGAAGAAGGCAUAAUCCAUGGUGGAUAUAAAGGGAUUAUCAAGGAAGCUAAAGUAUUUCAGGACCUUGUACUAUCAGAUACAUCAAGAGGUCUUGUUCAUGUAUUUUUUGCCCAACGAGCUACAUCAAAGGUACCGAAUGUAACUGAUGUCGGUCUGAAACCAAGGCCGAUAAAGAAAGUUGCCAUUAUAGGUGGAGGGUUAAUGGGUUCAGGCAUAGCUACCUCUCUUGUUCUGAGCAACAUAUUUGUUAUUGUGAAGGAAAUUAAUCACGAGUAUCUUCAGAAGGGGCUUAAAACAGUUGAAGCAAAUAUCCGAGGUUUGGUAGCGAGAAAGAAGCUGCAGCAGGACAAAGCAAACAAAGCUUUCUCAAUGCUUAAAGGUGCACUGGAUUACUCAGAAUUUAAGGACGUGGAUAUGGUCAUUGAGGCUGUCAUUGAAAAUAUUCCGCUAAAACAACAAAUCUUCGCUGAUUUAGAGAAGGCUUGUCCUCCCCACUGUAUUUUGGCAUCCAAUACAUCUACUAUUGACCUCAACAUAAUUGGGCAAAAGACGAGAUCUCAAGAUCGGAUUAUAGGGGCCCACUUUUUCAGUCCUGCUCAUGUGAUGCCUCUGCUGGAGAUAGUGCGGACAACAAAGACAUCUGCGCAAACAAUUCUUGACCUCAUGGCUGUUGGCAAAACAAUAAAGAAAGUACCUGUUGUAGUGGGAAACUGUACUGGUUUUGCUGUCAAUAGGACAUUCUUUCCAUACGCCCAGAGUGCACAUUUUCUCGCAAAUCUUGGAGUGGAUGUCUACAGGAUUGAUGCACAAAUCACUAGCUUUGGUCUCCCUAUCGGUCCAUUCCAGCUUCAGGAUUUAGCUGGAUAUGGAGUAGCUGUUGCAGUAGGGAAAGAGUAUCUUUCGGCUUUUUCUGAUAGAGUAUUUACCUCUCCAUUGCUUGACCUUCUAAUCAAAAGUGGGCGAAAUGGUAAAAAUAAUGGAAAAGGAUAUUACAUUUACAGAAAGGGAGAGAAGCCAAAACCUGAUCCUACAGUGCUUCCCAUUAUCGAGGAGUCCAGAAGGCUCACCAAUAUUAUGCCUGGAGGAAAGCCAAUAUCUAUAACUGAUCAAGAAAUUGUUGAGAUGAUUCUCUUUCCUGUUGUGAAUGAGGCAUGUCGUGUUUUGGAUGAUGGUAUCGUAGUCCGAGCAGCGGACCUUGACGUAGCUUCUGUACUUGGGAUGAGUUUCCCGUCUUACAGAGGUGGUAUUGUUUUCUGGGCAGAUACUGUUGGGGCUGGUCAUAUAUAUAAAAGUCUUCGCAAGUGGUCAGAAUUAUAUGGUAAUUUCUUCAAGCCAUCGAAGUUUUUGGAAGAGAGAGCAACAAAAGGCAUUCCCUUGAGCGCGCCUGCUUCUACGUCUUCAGGAUCAAGGUCACGCAUGUAGAAUAACCAAUGCAUUCGCGACUUCUGAUACUGUGGAAAUAGUAAGUCGUUCAAUAUGGCCCCUCCUCUGACCUCUCCGUCGUUAUGGUCAUAUGUUCUAGUGGUGCCAUGUAUAAGGACUGUUAGAAGUCUUAGAACAGUUCAAUUUCUAGUCUUUUUAAGUUACAGUGGUGUUGGCUUAUUGACAAGGAUGUUUUGAAUUUGCUUAAUUUCUUGAAUAAUGUUGGAAAACAUUCCAACUGUUAUUUCUUGUAGGUGGAAUUGUUUGACAAACACAUCUAUGACAUUCCGUUUUGACA
Messenger RNA from Capsicum annuum, 2910 nucleotides. Its product is annotated as peroxisomal fatty acid beta-oxidation multifunctional protein AIM1. Gene Ontology annotation, cellular component: peroxisome. The record is from RefSeq and is a predicted model, not a curated record. Bases 438 to 2612 code for a protein of 724 amino acids. NCBI's taxonomy places the organism in Eukaryota, Viridiplantae, Streptophyta, Magnoliopsida, Solanales, Solanaceae. Gene Ontology annotation, biological process: fatty acid beta-oxidation. The transcript has 18 exons. Gene Ontology annotation, molecular function: (3S)-3-hydroxyacyl-CoA dehydrogenase (NAD+) activity; protein binding; NAD+ binding.